GCUCAAGCUGCAGUGCGUCCGUCCCAAUGGCCAGUACGACGGGACUUCAGACACCGCCUAUGAGUCUGGGCCAAGCGACUUUGCCGCUGCAUCCUCCCAGCUUCAAGACAGCUUCCGCCAGCAAGCUCCCAUGCAGCAACAGUCGAUGAUCCCCGGAGGCCAGAAGCCCAACCCUUCCAUGUACGCGGCCCAAGGCGCGUAUUCAGAUCACAACGUCUUCCCGCAGGUGCCUUACUCCGACGGAUCCAGCCAGCACAACAUCCACUACACCACUGUGUCGCCCUCCGUCGGCAUGAUGGAUCAGUCCUACGCCGGCCAGAACGUGUUCCCGACACCGCCUAUGCAACAGAGCUCGCGCGCGGAUUCACCUCCCGACACCUACUCGAAUGAUGGAUCUUACCAGCAAGCAGAUCUUGCCGACCUCAUGGGCUCCUUGAAGGUGAACGAAGCAGGCACAGCGCCCUACCUCAGGAACAAGGCCUCUUUCAGACGGGAGGAGGAACCGGUGGUGGAAGAGCCUGAUGACUAUCAGGAGCUUCUCCCUCCUCUGCCAUCCGGGCCUGGUCUUAAGAUUCGCAUCCCGCCUGAACUGAUGCCAGACGACGACACCGCCAUGCACUACUUCGAGCUCUUCUUUACCCAUGUGCACCCAUAUGUCCCGGUUCUGAGCAAGCCCAUGUUCUACCACCAGUGGAACACCAACAGGCAGUCAAUCUCACCCCUCAUUCUUGAGGCCAUUUUCGCCAUGGGCGGAAGACUCGCGGACGAUCCCGGUGAGGGACAGCAGUGGUUGGCUUUGGCGUCUAAGCACGCCGAUUCCUUUAUGGAUGUUCCAAGACUCAGCACCCUACAGGCUCUGUUGCUCAUCUUGAAGGCUAGAGAAGCGGCACCGAAGCGCGGUUACUACUACAGAUCCUGGAUGACGAUUGUUCAAUGCGUGCAGAUGGGCAAGGAUCUCGGCCUGGACGAGCACUACACCGAUCAUCAAAUGGGACACCCUUGUGGCUCUUCUCCCGCGGAGUGCCAGAUGAAGACCCGGAUUUGGCAAUCCAUCUUUGUCGGUGAAGUGAUGAUCGGAUCUCCUCAGGGCCGAUACGACCUCUCCGUGGACCUGGAUUCCAUCGAUUUCAACGUUCCACGCCCCAUUCCCGGCGGCGACGAAUCUGAGUACCACAUCACCCGGAACUUCACGUACUUCGCACGAGUCGUCCGCAACGUUAGCCGCAUGAACAGCACUUACGGCCGCCUUAAGAAGAAGAAGACGAAGGACUGGGGUGUCGACCCCGAGUUUGUGCAGCUCAACCCAGCUCUGCAGUCUUGGAUGAGCGAUCUCCCGGCGGACCUAUCUGUGACCUUCCCCCCGGAUGGAUCGCCUCCGUGGCUCUCGUCGCCUUACAUUGGCAAUCUGCAUUCGUACUACUAUUUGACACUCAUCCUGCUCCACCGACCGCAGCUGAACUUCCUUGAUCCCAACUCAACCGACGGGCAAUGGAAACAGCACAUGAUGAUCUGCUAUUCAGCUGCCAAGGCCCUGUGUCGACUUCAGGAGGCAGUACUGAACAACUUUGGAUUCUCUGGGUUGCAAUGCAUGCUCCGUGGUUUCAGUUUCACUGUCUACUGCGGAUUGUGCUGCAUUGUUCUCCAUCUGGUGGCCGUCGUCUCGCCGGAUCCGGAUCUGAACACUGAUGCUCGCGAAUACUUCACGCGCCACAUGCGUGUCCUCGAGAAGGUCAUGAGUGUGUGGCCGAUGCAGGACCUCCAGAAGCAGGUCGACGCGUUGAGAGAGGCGUUCUCUGCUGACACCAGGAAACAAUUCGUGCUCAAGCCUAGCUUCCCCUACGGCAGCCCGCAGUCCUCCAACCAUUCUAGCCCUCCUCGUGGUUACAGACCGGGUAUGGCUCGCACUGGCUCUCUGGACCAUCAGUUGGACACGCAAAACCUUCAACACUCCCAAGUCAGUUAUACCAGCCACCCCAUCACACCUCCUAUCUCUGCCGGACCUGUGGAUACCAAGAGUGACUCGCCUGCUAUACAGUCACUCGUAAUGAUGGCGAACCAAGGAUCCCAAGCACCGGGGAUGCCUCAGACCAUGCCGCUGGCGAGUGCGCCAGCUUGGAACCCUGCGAAGAUUUUUGAGCAAUGGAACACGUCUUUCGGUACGCCUCAGGUCCAACCACAGCCUUCGACGCUGCCUCCCCAGUCCAAUUCGCUUAGUGUUUCUCCGUCUUCAGGUGCACCCGAAGCCCCGUCUCUUCAAGACAUACAGGCAGUUAAUGCCACUCUCCCCGUGGCCUCUCAGCAGAUGGCGCCGCAGUAUACGGCUGCGCCAGUCCAGUCUUUCAUCUCGCCUGCUAUGUGGCAAGAGUCCGUGGCGAGUGUCUACGAGGGCGGCUUCAAGCGGGCCUGGGACUACGACGGCAACAGUGGUCCGAUGAUGAAACGGCGUUGA
Messenger RNA from Colletotrichum chrysophilum, 2449 nucleotides. RefSeq lists its product as uncharacterized. The record is from RefSeq and is a predicted model, not a curated record. The annotation marks the transcript as partial. Gene Ontology annotation, biological process: DNA-templated transcription. Gene Ontology annotation, molecular function: zinc ion binding; DNA binding. NCBI's taxonomy places the organism in Eukaryota, Fungi, Ascomycota, Sordariomycetes, Glomerellales, Glomerellaceae. The transcript is spliced from 5 exons.